Fonsecaea multimorphosa CBS 102226 is the source of this 2334-nucleotide messenger RNA. RefSeq lists its product as uncharacterized. The transcript has a single exon. Lineage: Eukaryota; Fungi; Ascomycota; Eurotiomycetes; Chaetothyriales; Herpotrichiellaceae. Bases 1 to 2334 code for a protein of 777 amino acids. The record is from RefSeq and is a predicted model, not a curated record.
AUGCCUGAGCCGUUAUCUUCUCUGUCGCCCGCCAAGCAGAACUCCAGAUCCUCCCCUGUCAAGCUCGAUUCUCCCCAGAAGCCUCCAGAAGCUCUUAAAUCUCCUAGCACCAUGUCCACCACUACUCUUGCGCAGUCUGCCCCGACUAAUCCUACCAAUAUUUCUCUUCCUGCCAUGGACGUUCCUAUCUCGUCCCCUACCCUCCCCGGUCCACCCUCCAGUCCAAAGAAGCCACUGUCGCCCAUCAAGUACCGCUUACAAGACGAAUCGAAAGUUGACAGCUCGCCCCCGGGCUCUCCUGCAGAGCCCACAGUCCGGUUCAAUGAAGGCCUCACGCGUGCGAUCGACGCGAUGCAGAAGGACGCUGAUGCGCAAGAUGAUUUUCUGGACGAGUCAAUAAUACACCACUUUCUGGACGAUGGGGUCGAUGUAGCUACAGAAUGCGAGAGCCCUGCCAAGGGGGCAUCUGAUACUAUGACCUUGACUCUGAGUUUGGGUGACAAAACUAUCCACGAUGAUACAAUUGGAGAUCUGAGCACCAUCUCUGCCAUCCCCACAGACCUGACCAGAUUCGCAAACCUGAGGGAGACGCCGUCCCAAUCCCGCCACGAACCUUGGUCGCCUUCAAAACAACUCAGACCCUCCGUCAUUACUAGCACACCGGGUACUGCUCAGCGCCCUCUGCGCCUGCUGUCUGCUUCUAGGCGGAGCAUUUCAUCAAACGAGGAGGAUGAAGCAACCCCCCGAAGAAACACCUAUUUCAAUGACUCUCCAACAGAUCUGCUGAACUUCACCGGACAAACCAAUAUCUUAAUACCCCCUCCUGGGUCUGCCCAGCGCCCCAUGAGAAGAAGUCCCUCUGGAAGGAAAGGAUUUCCUAUCAAGGUCAAUCCAAGCCCAGUACAUCGGUCGCAAGCUUCAGUGGAUCGCGAACGAGCUUCAGGCCGUUCACCACAAAAACAGGACCAAGCUCUAUUCGGAGACAAACCUGUCCCAGCGACACCCGCUAGCCAGAGGCACAGCAUGUAUGGCGCAACAACCGGGCUAGGAAUGGACCUAUUGGAUAUCGACCUUGAACCAAUGGCUACGCCGCGUUCCAUUCCCACCAUCACCCCCCGGGAGCUAGAAACCCUUCGGUCCGAACUCCAGUCGCGUAUCUCCGGUCUCGAAGCGACUCUCUCGGGGAAGGAGGCUGAGGUUAUGGCUUUGAAACGUGCCGUUACCGAUGCGGAAGUGCGAGUGGGAAAGACUAGUGAGGAACUCCGAAACGAGCGUGCCUCUCGAGAAGAGUUAGAACAUGCAAAGGAGGAAUUGGAGCGCCGCAGUCGAGAGAUGGAGGAGGUCCUUAGGGAGGUCAAACAGAACAUCUUUCUCGAGGAACGGGAAAAGGAGAAGCUGCGAAAACAGGCCGAAGAAGCCGAGCGAAAAACAGAGGAGCAUGAAGUGCGGAUUCUUGAGCUUCAGGCUUCCCUUGACACCCUGCGGUCUGAACGCGUAAAGUGCACACCUAGCCCCGAGAAGACGAACGCUCCUGCAACCCCCGGGCUGAGCACUGACAUUGAUUUUGCCGUCAAGGACGCCACAGAAAAAGUGGCCCGCGAAUUGCAUGCGCUGUACAAGAGCAAACACGAGCGCAAAGUCGCGGACCUGAAGGUCAGCUACGAAAAAAGAUGGAUUAAGCAAGUCGAACAGCUUCGAAUGGAGCUUAAGGCAUCUCAAGAGGAAGUGCUUAAGCUGCAAACGGAGAAAGAAGCAACCAUGAGCGGCAUCAUUCCGGGGCAAAGUGAAGCUAUCUCCAAGAUGGAGGGGCAGAUUGAGGAGCUUCGACGGUGGAAUGAGGAGACUAAUGCGGAGAAGAAGAUGCUCGAGGCCGAGGCAGCAGGGCUUCGUGGUCAGGUCGACUCGCUUGCCGCCGAGACCGAUUCACUACGGAAGGAGAUUGAACAAGAAAGGGUUGAGAAGGGCGAAUUGGUCGCCCAGGUGGAUCUAUUCCUGACGAUGAGUGCUCAGCAAGAAGAGCAGCGGGUCAUGCAACAACCGCAACAGCCCGUGAGUCCACCUCGGAGUGAGGAUGGAAACGGGCGACCAAAUUCAGCGUCUGCAUUGGCCAGUCCGAACAGGAUCAAGAGCAGCACAAACGGCGGAGAGGCCAGGACAGCUGUACCAGGACGACCUCGACCCGUUAGCAUGCUGCAAAAGCCCACAGCCGGAAAAUACUCGGGUAUUCCAGCCCCCGGAUCCGGCCUGAAGGCACCUUCAAGCAACAACAAAGCUGCUGGAUACGGGGGCCGCAUUCUGGAGGGUAUUGCCCGUAUGGGUGCCGGUGGGAGAUAA